Notolabrus celidotus (New Zealand spotty) is the source of this 2088-nucleotide messenger RNA. RefSeq names its product SET domain containing 3, actin histidine methyltransferase (gene setd3). The transcript is spliced from 13 exons. Gene Ontology annotation, molecular function: protein binding; transcription coactivator activity; protein-L-histidine N-tele-methyltransferase activity. The record is from RefSeq and is a predicted model, not a curated record. Gene Ontology annotation, biological process: peptidyl-lysine monomethylation; peptidyl-lysine trimethylation; positive regulation of transcription by RNA polymerase II. NCBI's taxonomy places the organism in Eukaryota, Metazoa, Chordata, Actinopteri, Labriformes, Labridae. The coding region runs from base 170 to 1945 and encodes 591 amino acids.
AGACAGCGUGGUGCCCAACAGCCAAUCAGAAUGCCAGAUUCCAGCGCUGUGUUCGUGGGUGUAUCCUGAAUGGUCCAAUGAGAAGCCGCGCUGAGUCACGCUCGGUGUCGCUGCAGGAACAGAGAGCUGCUGCUGCUGUCAGGUAUUUUGCGUGUCGACCAUCAGCAUCAUGGGAAAGAAGAGUCGAGUGAAGACUCAGAGGUCCGGCUCAGGAGGAGCGAGCGCUGUGACCUCACCUAAAGAAAUGAUACACCUGAUCUCUGAGCUGCUGCAGAAAUGCAGCAGUGCAGCGCCCUCUGCAGGUAAAGAGUGGGAGGAGUACGUUCAGAUCAGAGGAUUGGUGGAGAAGAUCCGCAAGAAGCAGAAAGGUCUGUCGGUGGUGUUCGGGGGCAGCAGGGAGGAACAUUUCUCUGCUCUGAUGUCAUGGGCUCAGGAGAACGGGGCGUCCUGUGAGGGUUUCAGUGUAUCAGACUUUGGAUCGGAGGGAUAUGGACUGAAGGCCAGCAGAGACAUUAAGGCAGAGGAGCUGUUUCUGUGGGUUCCCAGGAAGAUGUUGAUGACGGUGGAGUCAGCUCAGGAGUCUGUUCUGGGUGCUCUGUACAGUCAGGACCGGAUCCUUCAGGCCAUGGGUAAUGUGACUUUGGCGUUCCACCUACUUUGUGAGCGCUUUGACCCGUCUUCUUCAUGGCUUCCAUACAUCCGCAGUCUUCCUCAGGAGUACGACACGCCGCUCUACUACCAGCAGGAGGAGGUGCAGCAGCUGCUGGGAACGCAGGCCAUACAUGACGUCCUGAGCCAGUACAAGAACACUGCCAGACAAUACGCUUACUUCUUUAAACUACUGCAGACUCAACCUGCUGCCAGCAAGCUGCCCCUGAAGGACAGCUUCACCUUCGAUGACUACAGGUGGGCGGUGUCCUCAGUAAUGACUCGUCAGAAUCAGAUCCCAACAGAGGACGGCAGCCGAGUCACUCUGGCUCUGAUCCCACUGUGGGACAUGUGCAACCACACCAAUGGACUGAUCACUACAGGUUAUAACCUGGAGGAUGAUCGCUGUGAGUGUGUCGCUCUGCAGGACUACAAGGAGAAUGAACAGAUCUACAUCUUCUACGGGACCAGAUCGAAUUCAGAGUUUGUGAUCCACAACGGCUUCUUCUUCCAGGAGAACGCUCAUGACAGAGUAAAGAUAAAACUGGGUGUCAGUAAAAGCGAGCGUCUGUACGCCAUGAAGGCCGAGGUGCUCGCCAGAGCAGGGAUCCCCGCGUCUUGUAUCUUUGCUCUACAUUGUAAUGAACCUCCGAUUUCUGCUCAGCUUCUCGCCUUCCUCAGAGUCUUCUGUAUGACAGAAGAGGAGCUGAAGGAGUACCUGCUUGGAGAAGCGGCCGUCAGUAAGAUCUUUACUCUGGGGAACAGUGAGUUCCCCGUCAGCUGGGAGAACGAGAUCAAACUGUGGACCUUCCUCGAGACCAGAGCCGCCCUUCUGCUCAAAUCCUAUAAAACCAGCUCUGAGGAGGACUCUACCCUGUUGGAGAAACCGGAUCUUUCUCUCCACUCACGGAUGGCGAUCCAGCUCCGCCUGGCGGAGAAGCAGAUUCUGGAGAGGGCGUCUGCGAGUGGGCGAGCGAAACGUCUUCACUUUGAGAAGAAACUGCAGGAGGACGCUCCUCUUCCUUGCUAUGAGGAGAGUGACAUCGCUUUGCUGCAGAACUCGGAGUCCAAGCUCCCCAUCAUGCUGCGGGAGCUGGAGGAGGGGCAGGAGGUCCCUGAGGAGGAGCAAAACCUCCUACUGAACGGGCAGAAGGAGGUGUUCAGGAUGAAGAUAGAGGCUGACAGGGAGGAGGAGCAGAAGGAGGGUGGAGGAGACACAGAUCUGGACUCGAUGGAGAAAGGUCAGCUGGAGGCGGCUGAGCUGACAGUGGAUCGGACUGAAGAUAAAAGAGAAUAACAGAUUUCCCGGCAAAAAUAUUUAUUUAUAUUUGUCUCAAAAAGACUCAGAAAUAAAAAUAAUCUGAACUUGAUUUGUUGAUAAGCAGAUUACCACAAACCGAUGAUAUAAAAUAAAAGCAGGCUUAUAUCACCACUUUAACA